GCAAUUCGCAGAGGGUGACUGGUUGGAAUCAAGUGCUUCAGAGCCAUUUUUUCUUCACAUCCUGAUUGUAGUUGCACCGUGGCCAAGUAAACAGAACUAAAGGUUGGAUCUGUAGGAUGAGAAGCCAAAUGACAACCCAGGCCUGAGAAGAACGUUGCUUAAGGCUGACAAGCUAUUGCCAAAGCCAACCUCUGGGAGCUCUCCAAGAAAGGAUCAAAACUUUGCUGUGAGAUUUCAUCCACUGCUGCCAGAAUCUGCAGUUGGAACUUUCCCAGAACAUGUUCAAUUUGAUGUAAUACCUGUUCCUGACGUCCUGCAAUAUGGAGUUUGCACUUUACUUGAAACGAACCCAUCUGGUGACGGACAGUUUCUUAAAUGAACCCUCUUGCUAAUGCAGGCACACAAUACAGAAAUCAGGCUCCUGUGCUGAUUUGUGUCAGGGUAAAAACGAGUACGAGCUUCCCGACAAGAUAAUAAUUCCAAGAGGAGAGCAGACGGGACCGUCGGACUUGUGGGAGCCGGGAAUGAGCGCUGGCAGGAGGGGAUGAUCCCUGCCUCCAGCCCAAGGGCACCUCUCCACGGCUGGGAGCGAGCAGGAGCGUUUCUUUGGGUCGGCUUCCCUGGAGGUGGCGACCUUCCGUUGGCGCCCCCUGGAGAAUUUGCUGAGAUCUAGAGAUUAACAUUUGAUUUGAAAAUGUUCAGCUCUGCAGAUGAGGUUUUUUCAUUGGAAAAUUUAUUUUAUGAAAGACCAGAUCCAAAAAAAAGAGAUCUAGAAAACAAGUCAGACAUUUGGUGGAUCGCACCUGCUCCAGCAAUUGAUGAAAUUCCACCUGCAGAGGAGCUACAGAGGGAACUGGAAACAAGCACAGCCAGCAGUUGCAUGUUGGGAGGGAUAAAGCACCAGAAGUUUAUACAACAACGUAAGAAUAUCACUGAGGAAGUAAAUGACAAAUCACCAGCACCUACUCAUUUUGGCAAAGCCUCCGAAAAAGAAAUGCUCCGAUUAUGUGUGGGAGAAAGAACAAAUAAGCAUGAAAGUCUGCAAAUGACUUCAAUGUUUCUCUCUCCUGAUCAGGCUAAAUAUAAAAUAGGAACAAAGAUUUUUCAGCAGCCUGAUGCAGAUUUCUCACAGACUAAAAUAUUAACUAAUUUUCCAGAAAAUGGUGAUGAUGAGAGUGUUCAUUCAGCUUUUAGAAGAAGCUUAUUUAAAAUGCCUGAUUGUACAUAUAAAAAUACAGAAUUUAAAGAUAGUUCAAUGCAUAUGAAAGCAGUUGAUACUCAUUUUAAUACAAGUGAAAACAUGACAGAAGCAAAAAAAGAGAUAUGGAGAGAAAAUCGUCACCCUCCAGUGACUGCAGACUCAGGUUUUACCCUGCACAGAUCAUUGUCCAGUGCUUCAAAGAUCCUGGAGAUGACAGGAACUGCGGGAAGAAACUUGGAAAUGCUGAGGGCUGUUACAGAAAUACCAACCCAAUUUAGGUGCAUUUUUAAGGAGUUUCCAUACUUCAACUAUGCCCAGUCUAAAGCUUUGGAUGAUCUUCUUUAUACAGAUAGAAAUUUUGUGAUUUGUGCUCCAACUGGCUCUGGAAAAACUGUAAUGUUCGAACUAGCUAUUACCAGAUUACUUAUGGAAGUCCCAAUGCCUUGGUUAAAUAUUAAAGUUGUUUAUAUGGCUCCAAUAAAAGCUCUGUGCAGUCAACGUUUUGAUGAUUGGAAAGAAAAAUUUGGACCCAUAGGACUCAGCUGCAAGGAACUGACAGGAGAUACAGUGGUGGAUGAUUUGUUUGAAAUACAUCAUGCUCAUAUUAUUAUCACUACACCUGAGAAAUGGGAUAGCAUGACUAGAAGGUGGAAAGACAACUCUAUAGUUCAGCUUGUGCGACUGUUUCUCAUAGAUGAGGUGCAUGUUGUAAAGGAUGAAAGCCGUGGCGCAACAUUGGAAGUUGUAGUCAGUCGGAUGAAGACUGUUCAGUCUUCUCUAUGGCGUCUUUCAGAGAAUCGUGAUGUCCCUCCUUUGAGAUUUGUAGCAGUUUCAGCAACAAUUCCAAAUGCUGAAGAUAUUGCAGAGUGGCUUUCAGAUGGGAAGGUGCCUGCUGUAUGUCUGAAAGUAGAUGAGGAUCAACGCCCAGUGAAGCUACGCAAAAUUGUUCUUGGUUUUCCUUGCAGUGACAGUCAGACAGAAUUCAAAUUUGACUUAACUCUGAACUACAAAAUAGCUAGUGUUAUACAAGCAUAUUCUGAUCAAAAACCAGCGCUGGUGUUCUGUGCCACAAGAAAAGGAGUGCAGCAAGCUGCUUCUAUUCUUUCAAAAGAUGCCAAAUUUCUACUGAGUAUAGAGCAGAAGCAAAGGUUACAGAAGUCUGCAAAUUCACUGAAAGAUUCCAAGCUCAGAGAGCUUUUAAUGUAUGGUGUGGCUUAUCAUCAUGCGGGCAUGGAGGUUUCUGACAGAAAAAUAAUUGAAGGAGCUUUUACUGCAGGAGAUGUACCUGUACUUUUUACUACUAGCACUUUAGCUAUGGGAGUCAAUCUGCCUGCACAUCUGGUGGUUAUAAAAUCCACAAUGCACUAUGUUGGAGGAGUGUUUGAAGAGUACAGUGAAACCGAUAUUCUGCAAAUGAUUGGGAGAGCAGGAAGGCCUCAAUUUGACACAACGGCUACAGCAGUAAUUAUGACUCGUUCGAGUACAAGGGAGAAGUAUAUACAGAUGUUAAAUGGUGCAGAUGUAAUAGAGAGCAGCUUGCACAGACAUCUUGUGGAGCAUUUAAAUGCAGAAAUAGCAUUACGUACUGUCACAGAUGUCACUGUAGCUUUGGAAUGGAUACGAUCAACGUUCUUGUACAUUAGAGCUUUAAAAAAUCCAACUCAUUAUGGUUUUUCAUCUGGAUUGGAUAAAAAUGGAAUUGAAGCAAAAUUACAGGAACUCUGUUUGAAGAACUUGAAUGAUUUAUCAUCUUUCAAUUUGAUCAAGAUGGAUAAAGAAAAUAAUUUCAAGCCAACAGAGACCGGAAGAUUAAUGGCAUGGUAUUAUAUUGCAUUUGAUACAGUAAAGCAGUUUUUCAGAAUUAAGGGAACCGAAACUUUAAAGGAAUUGGUUACAAUGAUCUCCAACUGCGCAGAAUUUCUAGAUGUCAAGUUGAGAACAAAUGAGAAGAAAUUACUGAAUACUUUGAAUAAAGACAAGGAAAAAAUAACUAUCAGGUUUCCAAUGGAGGGGAGGAUUAAAACAAGAGAAAUGAAAGUAAACUGUCUGAUUCAGGCUCACCUAGGAUGCAUUCCUGUUCAAGACUUUACUUUGACACAAGAUACUGGCAAAAUAUUUAGAAAUGGCAUAAGAGUUACCAGAUGGUUAUCUGACUUUCUGGCAUCAAGUAAAGACAACUUUACUGCAUUAUUAAACUCUCUGAUUUUAGCUAAGUGUUUCAGGUGCAAACUUUGGGAAAAUUCCCUUCAUGUGUCUAAACAAUUGGAAAAAAUUGGUGUGUCACUGUCAAAUGCUAUGGUAAAUGCUGGACUGACAUCAUUUAAAAAAAUAGAAGACACAAACGCAAGGGAACUUGAAUUGAUUUUGAACAGACAUCCUCCUUUUGGAAACCAGAUAAAAGAAUCUGUUUUAUACCUCCCAAAAUAUGAACUUAACAUUGAACAGCUUCCAAAAUACAGUGAUACAAUGGCUGAAAUUUUAGUAACCACCACAUUAACAAACUUUGAGCAGCUACAGACGAAGAGAACAGCUUCAGACUUUCACUAUGUUACACUGAUUGUAGGAGAUGCAGACAAUCAAGUAAUUUUUAUUCAGAAAAUAAUGGAUUCUGUGCUGCUGAAAAGUGGAAAUUGGAUGAAGAAAAUCGAAGUGAAAAGAGCUCUUAAAUCAGAUGACAUUAGUAUAAGUUUAAUUAGUUCUGAUUAUGUUGGCCUUGAUAUACAGCAAACAUACACAGCCUUUUACUUAACACCAAGAACAGCGGGAAGUAAAGUAGUUAAAAAUAAACUGAAAGCCAAGUCUUCUCUUGAUACAUCUUGUGGCACAGCACAAAGUCUGCCAGCAGCAAAAGUGGAUUCAGGAAGCAGGUCUAGAGAAGAAAAUACCUAUAAGAAAUACAGUAACAGAGAAUGUAACCAUCGCUGUAAAAAUAAGGAUGUGUGUGGACAUGACUGCUGUAAAACUGGAGUACUUCCAAAGUCUGAGAUGAGUGGAGAUUCAAAGUUUAGUUUGUACCUGGCUGAUUUAAGGAGCAGGAACUCUACCUCGUCUGUACCCCCAGUAAAGCGGUUAAAGAUGCAGAUGUUAAAUCAGGCUCAAAGUGUGGAUCUCAAACAAUUUGUUUUUGCACCCAAAUCUUCGAUGCCAGCACCAUCAAGGUGGCAACAAUCUGGCAACAAAGAGUCAUUUUCAUCAUCUUCAGUGCACCAGGUAGAUAGUUUCAAUAACUUAGGGAGAUCUCAGAAACAAUUCCAGUCCUGGGACUAUGGAAAGAGUGAUGCUUUGUGUGUGAAUGCUGAGCUGAGAGAUGACGUUUGGGAUGAUCUUGAUGAUGAAGUAUUAGUAGAUGCUAGCAACUUUUUCAGUGGAGAAUUAGAUGAGUGUGAAACCCUUCACAACUAUUCAACAAGUGAAGCCACAAGUGACAUUUCAGAAGAUUCUUGUCUAUUACAAGGCAGUGCCAGUAUGCAGAACCCAGUUCUCUCUGUGUUUGAUAGCUCAUCAAAAGUGGAAUUAUCUGUACAGAGCGGACAUACAAAUACGUUCACUUCUCAAGAAAGCAAGCAUUCAAAUCUUUCACAAGAGCUGGAAAAAGUACGUCCUUCAAUUUCAAAAAUAAUCCCGGCCUCUUCUAAAUUCACUGGGAAAGAGAAUUUUUUUAUUUUCAUGAAGGAACAGGAAGAAGGAACAGAACCCAGCUGUCUUCCUGAUGAUGAGACCAGUGAUGUCACACCUUUACUCGGACUACUUGAUGACAUAUUUUAAAACAGAAUAUAUUGUAAGUGUUUAAAAAAAAAAAUGUUGAUGCUUAUUUAAUAGAAUUUUGGGUACGUUCUCUUAUUUUGAGAACUGCUUGCAUUUCACUUGUUUUAUAUUUUUAAAUUGAAAAAAUUCAAAUAAAGGUAGCUCACAGUUACUGUAGUACUGUUAUGUUUAGAUCAGCAGUCCCAGUUAAGCAGAUCCCAGUCAUGUGUUAUGACUCAUAAAAAGCAGUUUACCUCUGCCAAACUGUUUCUUAUUUCCAUAGCAGGAACUCUGGUGUUUCUCCACAAAUGCUUGAUAUGAAUUACUUGUGGACCAAGACCCUAGUCAUGCCCCAAAAGAUGUGCAUAAACACAGCUAGUAAGAGCUCUCUAAUUUUAGUCAUUUAACUGGAUAAUCUAAAGGUCAUAAACCUUGUUUACCUAUGCGCCCCAGAAAGAGGCAGACAGUGUCAGAAGAUGAUUCAGGUUAUAAGUGGGCUGAAUUACUCUCCAGUGGAACUCAUCAACUUAUGUUAUGAUGAAAGUGACCACAUACAGUUAGUGUGGAAAAGCUGCUGUGCUAUAAAUUCAUAGUAAAUUAAAUAUUGCUUUUCUUGCAUAACUCAGGUGCUUAGGUUCUUUUACCCCCAUUUUUCUAUUUUGAGUAGUAUUAUUUCUGUACAGCAAAAGAUGGCUGUGCUCCACUAAUUUUGCUGCAUGCAGCUUCCUUUCAGGUGCCUCACUGAUGAUAAAAUAUACUAAUUAAAUUCAGUGUAAGAGUUUCAUUCAACAGCUUCCCUCUAAUUAAAAUACUGACUUAAGUAAAUAAAAAUAUUGUUGAAGUACGAA
Molecule: messenger RNA, 5793 nt
Organism: Coturnix japonica (Japanese quail)
Lineage: Eukaryota; Metazoa; Chordata; Aves; Galliformes; Phasianidae
Source: RefSeq, a predicted model, not a curated record